Neofelis nebulosa (Clouded leopard) is the source of this 5317-nucleotide messenger RNA. It is a transcript of the gene RPS6KA5, whose product is annotated as ribosomal protein S6 kinase A5. NCBI's taxonomy places the organism in Eukaryota, Metazoa, Chordata, Mammalia, Carnivora, Felidae. The coding region runs from base 35 to 2200 and encodes 721 amino acids. The record is from RefSeq and is a predicted model, not a curated record. Gene Ontology annotation, molecular function: protein serine/threonine kinase activity; magnesium ion binding; ATP binding. The transcript is spliced from 17 exons. Gene Ontology annotation, biological process: regulation of DNA-templated transcription; protein phosphorylation; intracellular signal transduction.
GCGUAGGACCCCGCGGGAUCGGAAAAGGGAGAAGAUGGAGGAGGGCGGCAGCGGCGGCGGCGCCGCGGGGACCAGCGGGGACGGCGGCGCCGGGGGAGAGCAGCUCCUCACUGUCAAGCACGAGCUGCGGACGGCUAAUUUAACAGGACAUGCAGAGAAGGUGGGGAUUGAAAAUUUUGAGCUCCUCAAGGUCCUAGGAACUGGAGCUUAUGGAAAAGUAUUUCUGGUUCGUAAAAUCAGCGGUCACGAUACUGGAAAGCUGUAUGCCAUGAAAGUACUGAAAAAGGCAACAAUAGUUCAAAAGGCCAAAACCACAGAGCACACAAGGACAGAGCGGCAAGUCCUGGAGCACAUCAGGCAGUCAGCAUUUUUGGUGACGUUGCACUAUGCUUUCCAGACAGAAACCAAACUUCAUCUCAUUUUAGAUUAUAUAAAUGGUGGAGAACUUUUUACUCAUCUUUCUCAAAGAGAGCGUUUCACAGAGCACGAGGUGCGGAUCUAUGUUGGAGAGAUUGUGCUUGCCCUCGAACAUCUCCACAAGUUGGGGAUUAUAUACCGUGACAUUAAGCUUGAGAACAUUCUACUUGAUUCUAAUGGCCACGUGGUGCUGACAGAUUUUGGUCUGAGUAAGGAGUUUGUGGCUGAAGAAGGUGAAAGAGCAUAUUCCUUUUGUGGAACUAUUGAAUACAUGGCACCAGACAUUGUCAGAGGGGGAGAUUCAGGACAUGACAAGGCAGUUGACUGGUGGAGUUUAGGUGUUCUAAUGUAUGAGUUACUAACUGGAGCGUCUCCUUUCACUGUUGAUGGAGAGAAGAAUUCCCAAGCUGAGAUAUCUAGGAGAAUAUUAAAAAGCGAGCCUCCAUAUCCUCAAGAAAUGAGUGCUUUAGCUAAAGACCUGAUUCAGCGUCUUUUGAUGAAAGAUCCCAAGAAAAGAUUGGGAUGUGGUCCACGUGAUGCGGAUGAAAUCAAAGAACAUCUCUUUUUUCAGAAAAUAAAUUGGGACGAUCUAGCUGCCAAAAAAGUGCCCGCCCCAUUUAAGCCGGUCAUCCGAGAUGAAUUAGAUGUGAGUAACUUUGCAGAAGAGUUCACAGAGAUGGAUCCCACGUACUCCCCUGCUGCGCUGCCCCAGAGCUCCGAGAGGCUGUUUCAGGGCUAUUCCUUUGUCGCUCCUUCCAUUCUGUUUAAGCGGAACGCGGCCGUCAUAGAUCCUCUUCAGUUCCACACAGGAGUUGAUCGCCCUGGAGUGACGAGUGUCGCCAGGAGCGCAAUGAUGAAGGACUCCCCAUUCUAUCAACACUAUGACCUAGACCUGAAGGACAAGCCACUGGGAGAGGGAAGUUUCUCAAUAUGUCGAAAAUGCAUACACAAAAAAAGUAACCAAGCGUUCGCAGUCAAAAUAAUCAGCAAAAGGAUGGAGGCCAAUACUCAGAAAGAAAUAACAGCCCUGAAACUCUGUGAAGGACACCCCAAUAUCGUGAAGCUGCAUGAAGUUUUCCACGACCAGCUUCACACAUUUCUGGUGAUGGAACUUCUGAACGGGGGAGAGCUGUUUGAACGUAUUAAGAAAAAGAAGCACUUCAGUGAGACCGAAGCCAGCUACAUCAUGCGGAAGCUCGUUUCAGCUGUAAGCCACAUGCAUGAUGUCGGCGUGGUGCACAGAGACCUGAAACCCGAGAAUUUAUUGUUCACUGACGAAAACGACAAUUUGGAAAUUAAAGUAAUCGAUUUUGGGUUUGCGCGCUUAAAGCCGCCUGAUAACCAGCCUCUCAAGACACCCUGCUUCACCCUGCACUAUGCCGCCCCGGAGCUCUUGAACCAUAAUGGCUACGACGAGUCCUGUGACCUCUGGAGCCUGGGCGUCAUUUUGUAUACAAUGUUGUCAGGGCAAGUCCCAUUCCAAUCUCACGACAAAAGUUUGACAUGUACCAGUGCAGUGGAGAUCAUGAAGAAAAUUAAAAAGGGAGAUUUCUCCUUUGAAGGAGAAGCCUGGAAGAAUGUAUCCCAAGAAGCUAAAGAUUUGAUCCAAGGACUUCUCACAGUCGAUCCAAAUAAAAGGCUUAAAAUGUCAGGCUUGAGACACAAUGAAUGGCUUCAAGAUGGCAGUCAGCUGUCCUCAAAUCCUCUGAUGACUCCAGACAUUCUAGGAUCUUCAGGGGCUGCUGUGCAAACCUGUGUGAAAGCCACCUUCCACCCUUCAUAAAGAUAAGAAUUCGUCUUCCUAGAAAGUAAGUAAGUGGGAUAUAAAAAGAUGAGAAACAUUGUUGUUCUUCUGUGUGAACGAUUAAGGGGGACAGUGGUGUCACACAAUUCAGACGAAUGCCAUUCCGCCCGUCGCCAUCUGUGGUGUCUUCACGGAUGGCAGCAAGUGUACUUCCUCUUGCUUUCCAAUGGUACAACCGCACACGUGAGUGUUUCCCUACACUGACACUUUACUCCCCACUUCUUAACACACCCAUGUGUUGACUAAUGUUUAUGGAUUGUAGUUAACAUCAGAGAAAUCCUUGAUGGGGGCAGAGAAGGGAACAUUUGGGGAUGAAAGGGCUGUAGGAAAAGGGAAAUACUGGCCCUGUGGGAAAAUGAGCAGCUUUACAUCUCAGAGGUACAAACAAUUGCUAUGAACAUGGACAGAGGGUGACUUUACAAAAAGGCCAUUUCAGUAGCCAUGUGUAUAAAUCUCUUUUAAUCAUUGUAUCUACUGGGUCGGUAGGUGAACUUAUUUAGUAUGUCUAUACAGGCUUUGUAAGAUGGUUAUUUUUUGCUAGGAGGCCCAUGUGAUUGCCUUCUCCUCUCUUUCCCUGUUCCCUCUCCAACUGUUCCUACUGCUUUCUGCCAUGGAGACCAUUGACUUUCCGUGGCCAAAGAGACCAGUCCAAAUGGAGCACUAAGGGUACAUGUAGGUAGUGAUCAUAUUCUUUAAAAAUUUUAGGGGCGCCUGGGUGAUUCACUCGGUUAAGUGUCCGACUUUAGCUCAGGUCGUGAUCUCACAGUUCGUGAGUUCGAGCCCUGCCUUGGGCUCUGUGUUGACGACUCCAACCCUGGAGCCUGGUUGGGAUUCUGUGACUCUCUCUCUCUCUCUCUCUCUCUCUCUCUCUCUGUCUGCUCCUCCCCUGCUCACACUCUGUCUGUCUCUCUCUCUCUCUCUGUCUCUCAAAAAUAAAUAAACAAUUUUUUUUCUAAUUUUAAUGCAGUAUAGCAUAUAAAGUACACAGAUCUUAAGUGUACAGCUCAGUGAACGUUAACUUAUGUAUGUACCCUCAUAACCAUCACCUCAAUCAAGAUAAGGCUCCCACUCCAUACUCAAACUUAACUACUGUUCUUCUGGCUUCUGUCUCCCGUAGACUUGUUUGCCUGCCCUUGUGUCUGGUUGGGUUUGAUGAUCAUCGUAUCUGUGAAAUUCAACUACGUCGGUGCAUGCAGCCAUAACAAUAGUGUGCUCUUUUUCAUUGCUCUGUAUUAUUCCAUCAGAUGAGUAUAUCCCCAUUUAUUUAUCCAUUCUAAUGUUGAUAGACAUUUGGGUUCAUAAUUUUUAGCUUUUUUGUCUAAAGUUGUCACGAACAUUCCCGUGCGUAACUUUUGGUGGAUAUGUACAUUCAUUCCCUUGGGUUUAUACAUAAGGAUGAAACUUACUGAAUCAUAAGAUGGAUGCAUAUUUAGCUUAAAGAUGUUGCCAAAUAGUUUCCAACAGCUGUCGCACCAAUUUACACUCCCACCAGCAAUGUGUGAGUGGCGAAGUUGUAUUUCCUUGUGGUUGUAGCCAUUCUGGCGAAAUUGUAUUUCCUUGUGGUUUUAGGCAUUCUGGCAAGUGUGGAUUCUGUUGUAGUUUUAAUUUGCAUUUCCCUGAGAAGCAGUGACAAGUAGAGCACCCUUUUAUAUCUUUAUUAGCCGUUUGGACAUUCUCACUUGUUGAGCACCUACUCAAGUCACUUAACAAGUUACAGUUAUUCGCUUGUCUGUCUUUUUCCUAUUGGUUGGCAGGGGCUCUUUAUAUUUUAUUGGUAUGAAGUUUUUGUCGGAUGUGUUGUUAUAAAUCUCUUCUCUUUGGUUUGCUUUUUCACUUUCCAAUCGAUGUCCUUUGAUGACCAGAAAGUUCUAAUUUUUGUGAAGUGCAGUAUACCCGUUUUUUAUGGUUAGUGAUUUUUGUGUCCUGUUUCAUAAAUCUUUACCCCAAGAUUCUUAUUCUUCUAAAAGCUUUAUUUUAUCAUUCACAUUAGAUCUGUGAUCCAUCUAGCACUGGUAUUUGUGCAUGGUGUGAGAUACUGCAAAGUUUACUUAUUCCAUGAGUGUUCACUUGACCUAGUACAGUGUCUUGAAAAUCUCAGUGCAUUGCAGUUGUAAUUUUUAUAGUCUUCCCAUCUGGUAAUGUAAGAUCUCUAACUUUGAUCUUCUUCCGGAUAGUCUCGGCUAUUUUUAACGCUUUGCAUUUCCAUAUACAUUUGUUUUUAUUUUUUUUAUGUUUAUUUAUUUUUGACAGAGAGAGAGAGAGAGAGACAGAGUAUGAGCGGGGGAGGGGCAGAGAGAGAGAGGGAGACACAGAAUCUGAAACAGGCUCCAGGCUCUGAGCCAUCAGCACAGAGCCCGAUGUGGGGCUCAAACUCACAGACCGUGAGAUCAUGACCUGAGCUAAAGUCAGACGCUCAACCGACUGAGUCAUCCAGGCACCCCUUCCAUACACAUUUUAGAAACAGGUUGUUGUUUUCCUUGGGGAGGUUACCUAUUAGGGUUUAAUUGGUAUGGCAUUAAGUUAUAGAGAUCAAUUUCAGGAGAAUUUAUAUUUUCUCAAUUUUGAGUUUUGUAAUCCAUAGACAUGGUAUAUCUCUCUAUUUAAUUAGAUCAUCUUUACUUUGUCUCAACAAGGUUUUAAGAUUUACAUGUGGAGGUUAGAUUUAUCUUUAGAUUUUUGAUGUUUAUAUGUUAUUAUCUAAUUAUUGUUCAUUAGUAUGUAGAAAUAUAAUUAUUUUCUAUACUGCCUUUGCAUCUCUCAACCUUACUAACUUCACUUUAAUUAUACUAAUUCUAUAGAUUCUUUUGUAUUUCUUCAUGUAUACACAUAUCUCCUAAAAAUAAUGAUAGUUUCACUUCUCCGUUUCCAAUUUUUCUUUUUUUCCCUUACUGAGCUGACUAGACUUCUGGCAAAAUCUUGAAUAGAAUGGUGACAGUGGACCUCUUUGGCUAGUUCCUAAACUCAAAAUAAGAACUCAGUAUUUUACCAUUCAAUAUGAUGUUUGCUGUAAAUUUUUUAAUAGAUACCACUUGCCAAAUUAAGGGAUUUUUUUCUCCUAGUUUUCUGAGAGUUUUAAUUAAAUGCUUGUUCUACCUC